AUGGCGGGGCUCGACCACCUCAUCGCCGACGAUCUUCGACGUCUUAUAUUCUAUUUCUUGGAUAACGAGCUCGUCGCCAAUGCCCUCUUUAUUGCUGAGCGACUGACUGUCUAUGAGCCCUCCGCUGACUCCGCCCAUCUGUCUUCUCUCUGUUUGCUGAGAUUGGGGAGAUUGAGUGAGGCGGCUGAUCAGAGUGAGAGGUAUGGGAAGAGUGGACAACAUCUUGGGUGUGCGUAUGUGUUCGCGCAGUGUUGUUUGGGUCUUGGUCAGUGUAGGGAUGGGAUACAGGCGCUUGAGCAGUGUAGAUCUUCGUGGGUUGAGGUAAAUAGUUGGGGAAAACACUCGGAAAGCAAUCGGCAAAUCCUCCCGAAUGCUGCCUCUAUAUACUGCCUGCUAGGAAAGUUGUUUGAAGGCUGCGAUGAUGUCAAAUCGGCAGUGGAAUGUUACAGUAAUGGCCUUAAGCUGAAUGCAUUUAUGUGGGAUGCAUUUACACGUCUCUGCGACAUAGGUGUCGCGAUCAACACAUCGAAUAUAUUCAAAGUAUCUCCAAACUUACUGGUUCCAACUUCAGAGCCAUUUUGUUCAAGAUCGUACGACUCGGAAAAUUCAGGAUACCCCUUGCAAGCAGAGAAUAGACCUAGUCAAACUCGAUUUGUGGGACUGCCAAAUGCCGAUCCAUUUGGUACAUCUACUCGACAUAAUCUUCAGGUCAGUCAGCCAUCGAGACGUGUUUUACGACCCGCCCAGAUCGCUCGUGAUACAACUUCGAAAAGCAAAGGCAAGAAGCGUAUAGCUACUGUUGCAAAGAGAAUACGCGCUCCCGAAGUGUCUUCUGAGGUCGAAACGCAGAUAUUGAGGGGCAGCGGAACCCAAACUCCAGAAUAUACUCUUCCAAGUGUCGCUUCACUUGCCACAAGGAGCCGAGCCUCCAGGACAGAGCCAUCCAGCAUACGUAGCGAAAGACGAACGUUUGUUCAAGGAGGGGAUGCUCAGUAUACAACAAAAGCCGAGUCUUCAGUCUCGAUCCCUGACGAGCAUCAAUACCCAACCAUAGUAGCUGGUCAUAAAAGGACACCGUCAGGACGACUGAUUCAAAACCAAACUCAAGAAUUCGUCAGGGAUCAGGUAGGAGCAAGGAAGAGUGUCCGUCAAAUGAAUCGAACUUAUGCUGUACGAACGCCGGAUCCGAAAACUGGUAGGACUGAACGUGAACGCGGGGUACCAACGAAUUCUAAAGUGAAGAAUCCUGCCACGAACAAGGCGCCGACUACGACAUUAUUGGGAGAUAGAAGUACGGACCAUAAAGCUUUUAGUCCCGAGUUCCAGAGUUCACAAACUAACAACACAUUCUCUCUAACACUAGAACGUCGACAAGCUCUCGAGUCCCUCCUAAGUCUCUUCAAACAGCUAGGAGAAAGCUACUACCUAUCAACGCACCACCAAACCCCUCUCGCCCUCCAUAUCCUCACCUCCCUCCCCAUCACCCACCAACAAACACCCUACGUCCUCUCCCACACCGCCCUCGCGCACUUCGAACUCGCAGACUACACCACCGCAGCCCUCACCUUCUCCACCCUCCGCAAACACUCCCCCCACCAAACCCAACAUAUGGACAUCUACUCCACGUGUCUCUGGCACCUUCGCCGCCCCAUCGACCUCACCCUCCUCUCCUACGAGCUCUCCGAACUCUCCCGCCACACCCCCGAAACCUGGUGCGCAAUCGGCAACUCCUUCUCCCUAGACCGCGACCACAGCAACGCCGGGAAAUGCUUCAAGCGCGCCACGCAGCUGAACCCAAAAUUCGCUUACGGAUACACGCUUGAAGGUCACGAGUACAUCGCGCACGAGGAGUUUGAGUUGGCGAUUCAGGCGUUCCGCAAGGCGGUGGUGGUUAGGAAGAGACAUUAUAAUGCGUGGUAUGGACUGGGGAUCGCGUUUUUGAGACUCGGAAAAUUCGCCUGCGCUGAAGCGUAUUUUAGGAGGGCGGCGAGGAUUAAACCGCGGUGUGAGGUGCUGGUGGGUGGUGUUGGAAUGGCACUCGAAGCUCAACGUAACUUCCCCGCUGCUCUAAAUCACUAUACCGCCGCCGCGAACCUCGCGCCAAAAUCUAUCGCGCCUCGGGAACGCAAAGUCCGUCUUCUUCUCCAGAUGAACGAUAUCAAAGCAGCAGCGUCGGAAUUAGAGGUCUUAAGGGGGUUGGCGCCGCAAAGGGGGUUUGUGUAUGUGCUGCUGGGAAGGAUGUAUGCUUUGGAUGGGGACAAGGAGAUGGCGGUUAGGAGUUUUGGGAGGGCGAUGGGGUUGUGUCCUGAGCGGGGUAAGGCGAUUACGGAGGAGAUGGCCGCAUUAAUUGAGGGAAUUGAGGAUGAGGAUAGUGAUGUGGAGAUGCUGUAG
Messenger RNA from Glarea lozoyensis ATCC 20868, 2391 nucleotides. RefSeq names its product TPR-like protein. The coding region runs from base 1 to 2391 and encodes 796 amino acids. The record is from RefSeq and is a predicted model, not a curated record. NCBI's taxonomy places the organism in Eukaryota, Fungi, Ascomycota, Leotiomycetes, Helotiales, Helotiaceae. Gene Ontology annotation, molecular function: protein binding. Gene Ontology annotation, biological process: cell division. The transcript has 5 exons.